AUGCCGUCCACUAAGAAGACUCUGCAUUUCGUGUCCAGCGCGCUGCUCACUGCCAUCUCCGUGGGGCUGCUGGGAUAUGCCAUGUCAACAGACUGGGUCGUACUGGAGAUGGACUGCGACAGAGAAGUAACCGGGAACUUCAGCGGGAGUGCCGAGAUCACGUUGCAGCUUUUCAAUGGGGAAAUGGUCAGAAACAUGUGUCCCAACUUUGGAAGUGAAGAUUCAUUUCAAGUGAUUCCGGCGCUGAUGGACACGACCAACUCUGCCCCUGGGAUCCUGCACGGUCUGGUUGUGUGCUUCUUGGCCUGCUGUCUGCUGUUUUCUGCCGGCAGCAUCCUUAUCUCCCUGUACAACAGCGUCAGUAACCCUUACCAGACCUACAUGGGGCCUGGCGGAGUCUACGCCUGCAGCGGUCUCUGCGCCUGCACGGCCCUGGUGGCCCUCGUCAUAUUUGUGGUGAACGUCAUCGCGACCCCCAUGGCGGAGAGCUUGGUGCAGAGCUUCUCCCAGGGCAUCCCGACAGAGCUGAGAAACAAGAAAUCAGAGAUGCGCACCGGAGUCUACCUGGUCGUCCCUUACAUCGUGUUGUCUCUCGCCGCCAUCGGCUCCAUCUACAAGUACGAGCACGCGGCCUACACGCACCGACGCGAGCAGCAGAGGCCCACGGAGGACGCGCCAAAGGAGAUCAUGAUGUAUUAG
Messenger RNA from Stegastes partitus (bicolor damselfish), 699 nucleotides. RefSeq names its product clarin 3 (gene clrn3). Lineage: Eukaryota; Metazoa; Chordata; Actinopteri; Pomacentridae. The record is from RefSeq and is a predicted model, not a curated record. The coding region runs from base 1 to 699 and encodes 232 amino acids. The transcript has 3 exons.